AUGAAUCCUCACACCGCUCUGAUGGCAGGUGAGACGUUUCAGGUGUGUGAGGGUGGGGUGAAGAGCGGGGUGAAGAGCGUACCUCUCGGUGAAGUGGUGAUGGAGAUCUUAUGGUACGAGGUGAGGAACAGCACUCAGGUUCAGCUGGAGAACCCACGUGGAAUAACCGUCCUGCUUCUGCUGCUCUGUUUAGUCCUACUGCUCACCGUCUGGAACCGAGUCGAGAAACAAUCCUCACUUCCAGGUCCCUCGUUUUGUCUCGGUUUGGGCCCUCUGUUCUCGUACUGCAGGUUUCUGUGGAGCGGGAUCGGAACGGCGAGUAACUACUACAACGAGAAAUAUGGAGACAUAGUGCGAGUGUGGAUUAAUAAAGAGGAGACGCUGAUCCUAAGCAGACCCUCGGCGGUGUAUCACGUACUGAAACACUCCCAGUACACCUCAAGGUUCGGGAGUAAACUGGGACUGCAGUGUAUUGGGAUGCACGAACGGGGAAUCAUCUUCAACUCCAACGUCGCUCUCUGGAAAAAAGUCCGCACUUACUUCGCCAGAGCUCUAACCGGUCCAGGUCUGAAGAGGACGAUGGAGAUUUGCAUCUCGUCCACAGACUCACACUUGGACAGCCUGUCUGAGCUGACGGACGCGUGUGGACGGGUGGACGUCCUGAACCUGCUGCGCUGCAUCGUGGUGGACGUUUCCAACCGACUCUUCCUCGACGUGCCUCUAAACGAGCGGACCCUUCUAUCCAAAAUCCAGAAGUAUUUUGACACCUGGCAGACAGUACUAAUCAAACCUGAUAUUUACUUCAGACUCAACUGGCUGCACCAGAAACACCGAGCUGCUGCUAAGGAGUUGCAGGAUGAUAUUGAGUUGCUGAUUGAGCAGAAACGUAAACAAUUACUACAAGCUGAGAAACUCGACAACCUCAACUUCACCGAGGAGCUCAUAUUCGCACAGACUCACGGUGAGCUGACGGUGGAGGACGUACGUCAGUGUGUGUUGGAGAUGGUGAUCGCGGCGCCCGACACUCUCUCCAUCAGCGUGUUCUUCAUGCUGCUGCUGCUCAAACAGAACGCCGACGUCGAGCUCCAGAUCCUCCACGAGAUCCACAACGUCAUAGGUGAGUCUGACCUGGACCGGGUCCCGGUGGGAGCAGAGCAGCAGCACCACCACCUCCCCCAGCUGACCGUCCUGGAGAGCUUCAUCCACGAGUCGCUGCGCUUCCACCCGGUAGUGGACUUCACCAUGCGCCGGGCGCUGGACGAUGACGUCAUUGAGGGCUACAGGGUGCCCAGAGGUACCAACAUCAUCCUGAACACGGGGCGCAUGCACAGGUCCGAAUUCUACAGCCAACCGGACCGGUUCAGCCUCCACAACUUCAGCAAGAGUGUUCCCGCUCGUUUCUUCCAGCCGUUCGGUUCCGGUCCGCGGUCCUGCGUGGGUAAGCACAUCGCCAUGGUGAUGAUGAAGUCCAUCCUGGUCACGCUGCUGUCCCGCUUCUCCGUGUGUCCCAAAUCCUGCUGCACUGUGGAGAGCAUCGCUCAGACCAACGACCUGUCCCAACAACCUGUGGAGGAUCCACACACACUCAGUGUACUCUUUAUACCGCUGGAAGUUCCGAUGCAGGUCCAGGUGUCACAGCGAAGUGCAGACGGGGAACACAGGGGGAACGCCGGUCCGCUAAAAUCACACCUCAAACACACAGCAGCAAGGACCAACCAAUCAGGAGCCUAG
Messenger RNA from Trichomycterus rosablanca, 1731 nucleotides. RefSeq names its product aromatase (gene cyp19a1a). Gene Ontology annotation, cellular component: endoplasmic reticulum. The transcript has 10 exons. Bases 1 to 1731 code for a protein of 576 amino acids. Gene Ontology annotation, biological process: response to estradiol; female gonad development. NCBI's taxonomy places the organism in Eukaryota, Metazoa, Chordata, Actinopteri, Siluriformes, Trichomycteridae. Gene Ontology annotation, molecular function: aromatase activity; iron ion binding; heme binding. The record is from RefSeq and is a predicted model, not a curated record.